AUGUCAUUUGUAAUUGCUCUAACAAUGAUGGAUUUAUUGAAAGAUUCAGAAAGGAAUGAAAUUAUUUCACAACACAAAAAGGAACUCACCUCACUUGUCAAGAAAUUCCAAUUGACAAAUUGUGUAAUUAUUGAAAGUAGUGCCGAAUUAGAUAUUAAUGUGGAUGCGAUAUUUAAUGAAGCAAUAGAGAGAUGUAAAAAUAAGCAUGUGGAUAGUGUAAAGUUAUUGGAAUCGGUUAUUAAGGAAGAUUACAAAAUAGUAUUUAACAAUUAUGGAUUGAAUAAUCGAUGGUAUUGUAAUAUUUUGUAA
Messenger RNA from Naegleria gruberi, 309 nucleotides. RefSeq lists its product as uncharacterized. The coding region runs from base 1 to 309 and encodes 102 amino acids. The transcript has a single exon. NCBI's taxonomy places the organism in Eukaryota, Heterolobosea, Eutetramitea, Acrasida, Naegleriidae. The record is from RefSeq and is a predicted model, not a curated record.